Messenger RNA from Maniola jurtina (meadow brown), 1765 nucleotides. RefSeq names its product leucine-rich repeat neuronal protein 3-like. The transcript has 10 exons. Bases 182 to 1666 code for a protein of 494 amino acids. The record is from RefSeq and is a predicted model, not a curated record. Gene Ontology annotation, molecular function: protein binding. NCBI's taxonomy places the organism in Eukaryota, Metazoa, Arthropoda, Insecta, Lepidoptera, Nymphalidae.
GAUAAAACACUGUACGAUAAGAUACCGGCCAGUCAGCCAUUUUGUUCCUAAUUCAGGAAAAAAUUCCCUUUCUGCCUCAUACACUGUGUUCAAGUGAUUUGUGUUACAAGAAAAAGUGGUGAAAAGUGUAAAAUAUACGUACAUAUUUAAUGCGUAGUGCUAUUUAAGAUACUUAUUGGAAAUGGCGCAACGAGUCAUUUUCGUUUUUAUUCUGGCUUUUGUUUUUAUCGGAAUCAACUGUGAAAACGCAACAGAAGCGCCAAAAUCUGAUGAUACGACAUGGAAGCAGACUGGAAUUUGUAGGAAAUGUAUAUGCAAAGAUGAUAAAGUAAAUUGCUUCGAUCAAGGCAUCGCAGAAUUUUUCAAGAAGGAAGAAUGGGCCAAUUUGAAACCUAUGAAACCAGCAACGAUAGACUUAAGCGAGAAUUUGAUCAGAAACGUCACAGCCGUAGCAGAACUGCCGGUCAAAGUGCUGAACCUGUCUCGAUGCUCCAUCGAGCUCAUAGAGACGGCGAGCUUCAGGGACUUGCAGCAGAUGCAAGUUUUAGAUCUGAGUCACAACAAGCUUACCACUGCCAACCUGAGUCCACAUGCUUUUGAGGGUCGCUACGCACCGGAAGAGUACGAACCUCUUGCCUCCAUGCGCACUCUCAACCUAGCAUACAACGACCUCCACUCGCUCCACCAGGACCUCUUCGAGCACUUGCCUGAGUUAAGUGAGCUCGACCUGAGCGGCAACCCUCUGACCACGAUCGACCAAGUCACUGCCAUCGCUAUAUCCAGUCUGCCAAUGCUAAAGGUCCUUCGCCUACGAUCUUGUGGGUUCUCAGACAUCCCGGACAGAUUCCUCCACACCCCCCGGUACCUGGAGCGCCUGGACAUCAGCGACAACAAGCUGACUUCCGUCCCCCAGGAGUUGGUGGAGGCGAAGAACCUGGUUUACUUGAACUUAAAUCAGAAUCCUAUUAGAGAAUUGGACGGGAGCUCUGAAGAUUAUCCAGGUUUCCCCCGUCUCCGCAAGCUGCAAGAGCUGCAUAUGUGCAACAUGAAGCAGCUGACUCGCGUCGGGCCGGGGGCGCUGGCCGGCCUGCAGAACCUGCAGAGACUGCACUUGAGCUUCAACCCAAAGCUUCACACCAUCGACCCCAAGGCUCUGGCCAGGCCUGAUGAUAUAGGAGAGACCUUCGACUGGCCCUUGGUUAAAGAGCUCUACCUUCAAUCCAACAACCUGUCAGAGAUCGACUCUCGAUUCCUCUCACGCUGGGACCUGCUGGAAGCGGUCGAUGUCUCGAACAACCCUUUCCUCUGCGACUGCUCGACCCAGUGGAUGGUCAGUACGUUGGUGGAGUACGUGGAACACAAGGUCGUCAAUGCGUCAGAGAAUAUGGUAUGUGCGGAGCCAAUAGAGAUGAAAGGUUACACGAUGAAACAUUUGCACGACAUCCACCGCACGAUGCGCUGUGUCGACAAGUACGGCAACAGGCCUGAGAAGGAUGGGGCUAUACUGCUCGGAACACUUAUUGGCGUCCUGUUGGCGGUGCCGAUCAUGUUCACCCUGAUGCUGCUGUGGCGCCAUGGCUACUUCGCGUGGCUGGGGCUGCGCGGCCCCGUCGACGUGUCCCGCGCCUUCUACAAACGCGCGCCCAGCACCGACAAUUAUAUAUAGAUAAUUAUUAUUGUCUAUAUUAUACAACUAAUUUAUGUAAUAACUAAUAAGUGUACUUAGGUUGUAAUUUAUUUGUAAAAUAAAGUUUGUGAAAAUGUU